CCUAGCGAAUCGACUGCGACAGCUACUUUUUCUGAUAUAAUAAUAAUUGUUGGCAUAUUCGAGAUUUGUUAUCUUAAAAUAAAUAUGAUGAACUUAUAGACAAGAUGGGACGUAAUAUUUUAAAAAGUAGCUUAGAAAAUGCUUCUUUUAGUAUAAUUUUUCAGGUAUUUUUUAGAUGUAUAACUUUUAUUUUAAAUGCCUACAUCAUCAGAACUGUGGGCCAAGAAGUGCUUGGUAUUAUGAAUGUAAGAUUGCUGCUUUUAGAGUCUACAAUACUAUUUUUAUCCAAAGAACCUAUAUUAAAAGCUUGUUUAACUAAUACAAAUUCCAGAAAUUGGGCGCAAGUAAUAAACCAAAUAUGGUUAUCUGUCCCUUUGUCCAGUGUUAUUAACAUUUUGUUGGUGUAUGUGUGGCUAUAUGUCUUAACACCUACAGAAGACAAAUAUUUAAUUCAGUAUCAAUUAGGUUGCUAUGCUGUAGCAUUAUCUUGCCUGGUUGAACAACUAACUCAAGUUACUGUUCUUAUAGCCCAAAAUUUUUGUUUUAUUAAGUUAAAAGUGGUUAUAGACACAAUUUACAUUGUCAGUCGCACAAUAAUAUUUGUAUAUUAUGUUGAAUGUGAUCCACAACGUCCAAUAAAUGCUUUUUCUAUUGCACAAUUAGUAUCCUCAGUUAUAUUAUGUUUGGCUUACUAUUGUUUCUUCUUUUGGUAUAUAAGGGCUUUAAAUAAUGUUAAAGCAAUUGAAAAGAAAAAACAAAAUACUCAAAAUGAGAAAAAUGUUAAAACUAUUUUUUCGGACAUGAAUGACUUCCCCAUUACAUCUUUUUGGCAAUUAUUUCCUGGUAUUAUGGACAAUGAGGAGACUAUGUUAGAUCCAAAAUUAUGUUUAUUAACAGUUAGUUUUAUAAAACAGUCUGUAGUUAAACAAAUUUUAACAGAAGGUGAGAGAUAUGUAAUGACCAUAUCUCCAGUACUUACGUUUAGCCAACAAUCUAUAUAUGACAUUGUUAAUAAUUUGGGAAGUCUUGCUGCAAGGUUUAUUUUUCGACCUAUAGAAGAGUCUGCUUAUUUUUAUUUUACACAAAUGGUUAAAAGGGAUGAGCCAUUAGCAAAACAAAAUAAGAAACAUAUUGCUGAAACGGUGGAAGUAUUGAGUCAGCUAUGCAAAGUUGUAGUAACCAUUGGUUUAUUAGUGGUUACUUUUGGCCAAGCAUACAGCUACUCAUUUCUAUUUUUGUAUGGAGGAUACAAACUUGUAGAAAGUAACUUGCCUGUUUUAUUGUUGAGAUUUCACAGCUUUGCUAUAGUUUUACUAGCUAUAAAUGGAGUAACAGAAGGUUAUGUCUUUGCUACAAUGGAUAAUCAGCAAUUAGACAGGUACAAUUAUUUGAUGGUGAUAUUUUCUAUAUCAUUUUUGCUUAUUUCUUAUAUACUUACCUAUAUAUUUGGACCUGUUGGGUUUAUUUUAGCCAAUUCUAUAAAUAUGACUGCUAGAAUUACUCAUAGUCUAAGGUAUAUUACUAAACAGUAUAGAUUGACUGAAUUUCAGCCAUUAAAUGGUUUAUAUCCAGGAUAUAAGUUCAUAAUAGCUUUAGUUGCAUCUGGAAUCUUUACAAAACUAUCAGAAAUAUUCCUAAUGGAAAAAUCGAUUAUUCUCCAUAUUGGAGUUGGAGGCGCAUUUUUCCUUUUAACCAUAAGCAUUUGGGCCUCAGAUAAUCUCCAGUUACUUAAACUGAGCUAUGACAAAUAUAAAAGAAAAAGUUCCAUUAAAGAAGACUAGUCAAAUAAAAUCCAUGUGAUAUGUAAAUAGAAAAUUUUAAUAAAGAAAUAGAUAUUGUUACUUACGAUCUAGUUUUAUUUGGUUUAUAUAAAGUAUUCAAAUAUAGAUAUUGCAAUUAAAAUUUACAGGAUUAGGUUUGUACAUUUUUAAAUAUAGCACCAGUGACAUUGCUUCCUUUUUGUAUAGUACAAGAACGGGUAUCACUUUCAAAAUGUAUAAUUGGAGGCUUGCUGUUUGGUUCCAAUUUAGCUGCCUCUUCUGCGAUUGCACUUAUUAUACCUGCACUGUUACUGGAAACUUGACCUUUCA
Messenger RNA from Psylliodes chrysocephalus, 2090 nucleotides. The record is from the annotation of a GenBank genome assembly. Lineage: Eukaryota; Metazoa; Arthropoda; Insecta; Coleoptera; Chrysomelidae.